AUGCCCUUUCCGUGUGUUUUCCCCGUUUUGGACCCCUCCCCUCCGUUCUCCCUCCGUAAUCCCGACCGUUAUCUGGUUUUUUAUGCGCCCCUGUUACCCGUUCCCGCCUCGCACCCCGUCCGUCGAUCCUAUUCCGUUAUUUCCCCCUCAUCCGCUCCGUUUCCCCCCCGCGCGUUUUCCGGUCUGCGUCCUCCUCUGUCUAAAUUCCUCCUUGCCUUCCUGUCUCGGUCUUCUCCUCUUGGUUUCUUCUCUCUAAUCUCUCUCCUCUCUCUUCUGGUUGUACCCUCCUCCUCACUCUGUCUAUCUCUCGGUUCACAACACUCUUCAUCCAUCUUCUGUCCCUGUCCUCUGUCGAUCUUCCCCUCUCCCCCCUGCCGUGAAGCCUCUAUAGCUCUGGUGUCGCACUCCCUGAUCAUUUGCAACCUACUCUGCUUCUCUGACUUCACCGCACCCCAUCUCCCGAAACUACUAUGCUCACCCUCACCCUCUCCUGACCAGCUGGGUCCGGUGUACACUACACUCUCCUCCUACCCCUCUCCCACCACACCCCUGACCAACAAAACCAACCACAAUAACGUGGGUUGGGCUUAA
Molecule: messenger RNA, 591 nt
Organism: Knipowitschia caucasica
Lineage: Eukaryota; Metazoa; Chordata; Actinopteri; Gobiiformes; Gobiidae
Source: the annotation of a GenBank genome assembly